Molecule: messenger RNA, 1113 nt
Organism: Malus domestica (apple)
Lineage: Eukaryota; Viridiplantae; Streptophyta; Magnoliopsida; Rosales; Rosaceae
Product: LOB domain-containing protein 30
Biological process (GO): hormone-mediated signaling pathway; positive regulation of DNA-templated transcription
Cellular component (GO): nucleus
Source: RefSeq, a predicted model, not a curated record
CAAACACACACCCCCCCCCCCCCCAAUCCCCACCCCACCAAACCCCAAAUCUCCUCCUCCUCCUCCUUUUUCACGAACAUUAAUGACGCCUCCACUCCUCACGAUCAUAAAUCAAAACAAGUGAAUUAUAUAUAUAUUCAACAAUUUAUAAUUUAAUUAAUAGCAAACAACCCAUCAAGACAGAGACCAUCCAUGAAUCCAACAAACCCUAAUGGUGGUGAUGGUAGUGGUGGAGGGAGCAGUAGUAGUGGUGGUGGCGGUACCGGCAGCGGCAGUCCAUGUGGCGCGUGCAAAUUUUUGAGGAGGAAGUGUGUGCCUGGGUGCAUAUUUGCACCCUACUUUGAUUCGGAGCAAGGCGCGGCUCAUUUUGCGGCGGUGCACAAGGUUUUCGGAGCCAGCAAUGUCUCCAAGCUUCUUCUUCAUAUUCCAGUACAUAAGCGGCUCGACGCCGUUGUCACCAUAUGUUACGAGGCUCAAGCCCGCCUUAGAGAUCCAGUCUACGGCUGUGUUGCUCACAUAUUCGCUCUCCAACAACAGGUGGUGAAUCUGCAAGCUGAGCUCUCAUACUUACAAGCCCACCUAGCGACAAUGGAGCUUCCAUCACCACCACCUCCACCCCCACCACCAUCAGCAGCAGCACUCAUUACCCCACCUCAAUUCUCCAUCUCAGACCUUCCAUCAGCAGUCUCCUCCAUGCCCGCUUCAUACGAUUUGUCCUCACUUUUCGAACCCAUGGUCAUGCAACCUUGGUCCAUGCAACAGCGUGCGUUGCAUGACCUGCGUCACCAUCAUCAAUUCGGAGGCGGCAGUAGCGGUCCGGGUUCACCAGCUGGCGGUGGUGGUGGAGAUCUUCAAAGUUUGGCUCGUGAGCUACUUCAUAGGCAUAGCUCAUCUCCAUCACCUGGGUCUGUACCGUGCUCUGAGAGUUCACCAUCUCAUUCUCACCCCAAAUGAGAGUAGUGAUCGAACCAAUCAUCAAUUAAUUUACGAGUACUUGCCUGAUGAAAUGCAUGUUAACUCAUGAACAUAUAUAAUAUAUAUGUACUAGCAAGAGAACAUAGUGUUAGGGUUUCGGUGGGCAGGUAAUUUUAAUGACGCAUUUAUAUUUUUCUA